CGCCUCCUUCUUCAACCACAUUCAUUGCCCACCAAAACUAGCAGAUCCCACCAACAGUACCCCAAGACUUAUAUUAGCUUUUGAAUUUGUGGAUGUUGAAGUGUUGGAAGAAGAGGAAACUCUGCCAUUCCUUUCUUCUGCCAUGAUUUCAAGCGUCCCUACAAGCUUUCCCAUGUAUGGAGUGGUGGUGGGGGAGGAUGAGAUGUGCUCUUCUACAGGAGAACACCCCCUGGAUGACAUGUCUCUCCUCUCUUCUCCUCCUCCCUCCCAUCCCCUCCCUCCUGCUCCUCCCCACCCCCAGCCUCACUCCUCCUUCCUCUACAACUUCUCCAUCCUCAAGGAUAAAAUCAACCAACUCCAAUCCUUCAUCAACCUCAUCCUCUCACAGAGCACCCAAAGCCUACAUCUUGGAGCAGCUUCUGUUGCAGUAUCAGGCAUGGCUGCCCUCAUUCAGGAAGUGAUCACGGUCGCCUCCUCCCUGAUGUUCUUGUGCCAACAGAUGGCCUUGAGUUCCACCACUCCAAAUGGCUUCCUCAAUCAGCAGCAGCAGCAGCAGCAGCAGAAGCACCAAGAUCGGCAUCAGAACGUUAGGGUUUCUGAUGAAAUUCAAGGUCGCUCUAUUCGUCCUGCUGAAAACGGGUAUGCCCACAAAAGCAAUCCUUUUGACAGUGCUAGUAAUAGUAAUAACAAUAAGAAUAACGGCAACGAUAGUAACAAUAAUCCAAACACUGCCAUAGAUCAUCGUAGUAGUGAUAAGGAGUUCAAGUUUGAAGACGAUGGUGGGAUUGUAGAUAGCAGUUACAGUAAAGAAGAGAAUGGCGAUUCAUCUUGUUAUGAUAUUGUGGAGAUGGAUGCUGCUGAGUUAUUAGCAGAAUAUACACACUACUGCCAUAUUUGUGGCAAGGGAUUCAAGAGAGAUGCAAAUUUAAGGAUGCAUAUGAGGGCACACGGUGAUGAGUACAAGACUAAUGCCGCUUUGUCUAAACCUUCAGUCAACGGCAGCCCUUCUUCCUCCGGUUUUAACAGGGACUAUGCCUCAUCGAUGAACGUGACGCCUCGGAAAUACUCAUGUCCUCAUGAAGGGUGCCGCUGGAACAAGAAGCACGCUAAAUUUACGCCGUUGAAGUCAAUGAUCUGCGUCAAGAAUCACUACAAGAGAAGCCAUUGCCCGAAGAUGUAUGUGUGCAAUAGAUGUAACCGGAAGAAGUUUUCCGUGCUUUCGGAUUUGAGGACUCAUGAGAAGCACUGUGGUGAUCUGAAAUGGCAGUGCUCCUGUGGAACUACUUUCUCCAGGAAAGAUAAGUUGCUGGGGCAUGUUGCACUGUUUGUUGGUCACACUCCUAUUAUGAACUGUGGUAGCAAGAUUGAAAGGAAUCAGCAGCAGGUCCUCAAGUUUCAACUGGAUGAGAGAUGAACGUUGCUUUAUGAUCAUCAUCAUUAUAACGUAGAAGCAAUCCCUUUGAGUUCAACUGCAUCCCUGUUCUCGCUAACUUGUAAUAAGACGCUAGCUUGAAUUACUUCCGUGUAACUCAACAAUCUAUACUAAUCUGAAGUUAAAGAGUAGAUUUCCUGAA
Messenger RNA from Nymphaea colorata (pocket water lily), 1574 nucleotides. Its product is annotated as protein SENSITIVE TO PROTON RHIZOTOXICITY 2-like. Lineage: Eukaryota; Viridiplantae; Streptophyta; Magnoliopsida; Nymphaeales; Nymphaeaceae. Gene Ontology annotation, biological process: response to aluminum ion; response to acidic pH. The transcript has a single exon. The record is from RefSeq and is a predicted model, not a curated record. Bases 143 to 1414 code for a protein of 423 amino acids.